AUGAGUUCUGUGUGCAAGUGUUUGUUCAACCACCAACUGGACCAGAAGCCUGCAGGGGCCAAGCCCACGAAAUCCGAAAUAGAGGCAUUGUCCCCGCUAAAGGGCCCCUUUGAUGACCCUGGAGAUGGGCCAAAGUCCACUUAUUACAGCGCCGAAGAGGCCAAGGGGACUUGGCAGUCUCUGCGGACACUAAGCGGCCUCAUUCACACCACCUUUAGCACGGAGCUCAUGGCUGUUUUUCUGGAUCUUCAGGGCUGA
This is a messenger RNA of Clonostachys byssicola, 258 nucleotides long. Lineage: Eukaryota; Fungi; Ascomycota; Sordariomycetes; Hypocreales; Bionectriaceae. The record is from the annotation of a GenBank genome assembly.